Messenger RNA from Cuscuta campestris, 1807 nucleotides. NCBI's taxonomy places the organism in Eukaryota, Viridiplantae, Streptophyta, Magnoliopsida, Solanales, Convolvulaceae. The record is from the annotation of a GenBank genome assembly.
AAGAAAGGUAAAAACACACAGAUUGACCGGUAGGACUUUAGGUGGAACACCUGUAGCCCAAUUUGUAUUAUAACGGAGAAUGCACGGGUGCUUUUACAAGGGAGUUUAGAGAGAAUGAAUUCGGAUUCCUCUUUCUGAGGUUUACAUGAGUAUUUAUACUAGGCUAAGGGGACAGGACCACGUGCGCCCACGUGGGGGCAUGCUGCUGAUGUGGUGCGAGGUGACUGGUUUCGUCCUCGAGCCGCCUUGUCGCCUUCAAGUUGUGUGCCAUCCUGUGUGUUUUUUAUCAUCUGAUGCCUCCGAUGAGGAGCAUUUGAAUUCGAACCAUUUUUGUGAAAGGGAUGAAGAUGAAGGGCACUCUUGGCUGGCUUCUCCUUUCUUGCAUCCAGAUUUUCCAAUGGGAACUCAGGGGCCUUACGUUGUAAUGAAUCAAGAGGCCCCUCCACAGAUGGGAUUUUGGGAUCCUUUCUAUACCUUCAAUGCCCAACCCAAUUCACAGUUUCGGGCCUAUAAUGGCGGUAAUUCCGAUACACAUGCUUAUUACAUGAAGAGACAUACCCCUGAGAUGAAAAUUGUAAUUCACCAGACUGGAGCUGCUUCGACUGGAUAUUCCAAUGAGUAUUGGAGUUCCCAUUAUCAGAAUGGAGAGGAUUUCUUUGGAUAUCCGCCUCUAGGUCCAUCUGAGGGUGAAAAGAAUAGGAACCAGGCUAAGAAGCCCAGCCCUCCAGAGGAUGUCCCACCACCUCCUUCUUCAACGACCUCCAUUUGGGACUUCCUGAAUCCGUUUGAUGGAAUUGACCAAGGGAUCUCGAGUUACAUGGGUUAUGGAAGCCAUGCAUAUGGGUCAGCUAAUUGUAGCUCGGAUUCGGCUGAAGUGAGGAGGAGGGAGGGGAUUCCUGAUUUGGAGGAUGAAACAGAAAUCGAGAUGCACGUGGAUGAACCUAUCGUGAAGAAGAUGAGUAGUGAUUUCAAGAAAAAGAGGGCAGGAGAGGGGACUUCAGGUACCCGUGGAAAGUCCCUGCAAAGGCGCAGCGCUGGGGUAGAGCAAUCAAUGAAAAGAAUGUCUCGUAGGAAACCAACUGUGUCAUCCAAAUACGCGGAAGAAUACCUUGCUAAAAAGCCAAUGCCCACUAAAUCUGGUAAGGGUUCUCCGGUUUCAAGAGGAUCACCAUCGCAAGACAGUUCUGGCAGCAGCCCCAAACCACAUUCAUCAGGAAAUGAAGAGUGCUCUAUCUGUGAUGUUACAGGUUCAACCAAUGUAUCAGAGGAGAAGGCCAGUUCUGACACCAUUGUAUCAAAGAGUCCCAGAGAUGGAAAUGUUAAGUCAAAAGGAGUGACUUUUGAGGUAGAUCGUGAAUUUGUAUCUUCAAAGUUAAGUAAUUUGGAUAAUACUGCUUCACGUGGAACAAGAGAUCUUCGAGAGGUUGUGGCUGAAAUCAGAGACGGAUUUAAGAUUGCUUCAAGUUGUGGGAGGGACAUAGAUGUGAUGUUUGAGGUUGGAAAGCUGCCUUACCACCCUACAUUCAUUCGAGGUACAAUAUCCUGUGUAUGCGUCUUAGUCUAGGGUCUGAGGCAGUAUAAGUGAGGCACUAUAAGAUGCUAUUAAGAGGGAAGUGCACUUUUAGAAUCUGAUUUUAAAAUAGAAUAUGAUUGUGAAGCUUCUUUUUAUGGGAAAACUGACACUUUAGGGGCUGAUUUAGAAACUUUUGGGGCUGACUUUGAUGAGAAAUUUGGUACUUUAAAGGCAAAUUUUCAAAGAGAUUUCUGGUUUUGAAGUUAAUUUCAUGGAUAAAACGGAACCUCUAGG